Liolophura sinensis is the source of this 2186-nucleotide messenger RNA. Its product is annotated as putative RNA polymerase II subunit B1 CTD phosphatase Rpap2. The record is from RefSeq and is a predicted model, not a curated record. NCBI's taxonomy places the organism in Eukaryota, Metazoa, Mollusca, Polyplacophora, Chitonida, Chitonidae. Gene Ontology annotation, molecular function: RNA polymerase core enzyme binding; RNA polymerase II CTD heptapeptide repeat phosphatase activity. The coding region runs from base 112 to 2148 and encodes 678 amino acids. Gene Ontology annotation, cellular component: nucleus; cytoplasm. The transcript has 10 exons.
AUGAGUGGAAUGAGUGUUCGGUUUCUGUUAUCCUCAUACUUCUGUAUUUCAGAGGAUGUACAAUCACAUCAUAGAGAUAGACUAUUACCAUUGAUAUUUUGAUCACAGAAGAUGUCUGAGGCGAGUGGUGACAGCAACGACAGUGAAGUUGCGAGAAAGGCGGAGUUGGAGGCUAAAAUCCGGAAGCGUGUGGCAUACGAGGAGAGAGCAUUCAGGAUUGUGGAAAAACUCCUGGACAACACUGUUACUUCAGAGUACCUGGCAGAUUGUGGCCUGUACAUCACACCAAGUCACUAUGCUGAUAUUGUGGAAGAGAGAGCUAUCAUCAACACUUGUGGGUAUCCAGUCUGCAGUAACGUCCUCGGAGCAAUUCCACAGCAGAAGUACUUCAUCUCUACAAAGUCUAACAGGGUGUAUGACGUCACAGAAAGAAAGAAUUUUUGCAGUAAUAAGUGCUUCAAGGCUUCCAAGUAUUUUGAGAAACAGAUAUCGACAACCCCGGUGUGGUUACGAGAGGAGGAGAAGCCAGUAGAAUUGAAAGUUCUAGAUCCCACUCAAAACCUGGGCAGUCCAGGUUUUGAGGUGGUUGGAGUGGGUGUCAAGUCGAGUUUACUUAAGGAGUUGUCAGUCCUAGAGAAACUUGACAGCACUGAGGACCAGUCAGAAAAAGGACAGAAGCAAUCAACAAAUGAACCUGAAGUAGACGGCUCAACAUCGGCACGGCUGUCAUCAAGUAUAACAGCAAAAUCAUCACCAGAGCAUGUGACGUCAACAAAAAGUGCAGGCGUCACAGACGUGUCGUUGGAUGUUUCAGGAGGCACACGUGUGACGGAAGGUCUGGGAGGAAAUACCAAAAUUGAAAAUUCGAUGGUAAAUACUGUCAAAAAGAGUUCAGAAGGGCUUGCAGAAGUUGAUACCUUAGCUACAUCUUUAUCGGAUAAACUGAACAUUAAUCCCUGGUCGGAAAAUUUUGAGGGCUCCAACAAAGCAUGCUCAGUGAAGAAGAAAGCGCCAGAUGAAAGUUCGCCAAAACAUGAGGAAAGGCAAGGUGUUGCGAUAGGCGGAGCCUCUUCAAAAACAGAUUAUCUUAUGCAGCUUUUAAGCAGGAGAAAAAAGCUGCUUUCUAGUAUGAUAGACGAUCAACCUACCCAAUCACUGGGACAGAAAAACUCCAGUACAGAGAUCAAACCACACCCAGCGAAAUGUGAAGAAAGUCUGGAGAUUAAAGAAAAAAGUGUUACUUUUGAUAGCAAUGAAAGUUUGGAACCAGAAAACAGGAAUAAUCUAAAUAUACAAACUCGUGGUGUAAUGGCAAACUUUGCAAGUUCUCCAGUUAUCUCUACAGAAGUACCAGAAUCUAAAAGAGAUUUUGAAAAACAGUGCCCUGGCAUGCAUCCACAAUUGGUGCAGAUUUAUUGUAAAGUGUUUGAAUGGGUGUCCAAUGACACUUUGAAAUACCUAGGUGUUGCUCAUUCACCAGAGAUGGAAGAUAGUUUGGGAAGAAGAGCUGAGAAGAAAGGUGCAUCAGAAGAGACAAAUCAGUUGGAAUCAUUUGGAAUGGAUUCCGGAAAGGGGAAGAAUAAUGAUGGCAAACAGUUGGAGAACAAGCUUUCUCAAAAUGCUUCAGUAAGCGGACGUCUUCCAGAGAAAGAUAGAGAGUUUACCCAAAAAGUGCUGCAAUUCUAUAAAGGGACUUCCAAACGUGCCACAACUGCAGAAGACACAGAGCACCCCGUGGUUGAGCCAAUCCUACCCCCUGUGGACUCCAUAGCUCAGACGAGGAUCAGACGGAAAAUAGUUUUGGAGAAGUUAGAGAGAAGCAUGCCUGAGAUGUUAGCUCCUCUGGGGCUGGUCAUACAGCAUAUCUCCUCUGAGCUCCGUGAACUGGUCUCCACAUUCAGUUUAACAAGUACCAAUAUCACUUUCAAGCCAGGAGAGUGGACUUUGGUUGCACUACUGCUAGUGAAAAUGUUGAGUCAGAAAAUACCACAAAUACAAAAGAGCUUCGAAGAUGGGAGGUCACUCCAUUUCUAUUAUGUGUUUCUCGCAAACCUUGGGUGCUCAUUGGAUGAAUUGGACAAAAUAUUACACAUUCUUCUGAAAACCAAACCUAGGGACAUUGAGGCGAAAGCGCAAGCUUACACAUAAUUAUUGUUCACUGAAGAAAUCAGAAAGUAUUUUGUGAA